AUGACAGUGGAUAGUAAGAUUGUUAACUUCCAUAUUCUCAAAAACAAGAAGCCUGCGAAGGAUAAAAUUAAAACCUGGGCUCAAGUAACUGAUUUGAAAAAAAAAAAGGCUUUUAAAGAACAAGGAUUAAAUAAGUCUCUUCAUUUUGAAGGAAUUUUGGAGACUGAUGGAAAUGGUGUUUCUAUUCUAAAGCAAAAUACUGCUACAACUAGGAAGAAAAAGCUAACAGAAGAUAGCCCUGGAACUUCAAAAAAGGAAGGUGGAACAAGAAGUGACAAUGAUGCCCACGCGAAUGGAAGAUGCGUUUUGAUUGAUCCUGAAAGACGUGAUAUUUUAUACUGUAUGAAAGAAACCAGUGUGGUCAAGCACAAGGAAGUUCUUGUUUUUACAAAAAAUGACAGAUCAAGAAGAUCAAGACACUUUAGAACUUUACAAAAGUCAACUAAACCAUCCAUGGUUGAAUCCGCUGAAGCUCUUCUUUCCAAAACACCGUCAUCCACUGUAGAUGUAUUCAAAUUUGUAGAUUACAUUAAGACAAGAUCAUCGGUGAAAAAAGUAUUAAACCAAUACUAUGGAAAUGAAACAAAAUCAUCCAAAGAUCUUUACUUCCCCGGCUCCCUGUUUGACUUUUUUUUGCCAUUCCGAAAGCUGAAGUGUUCAUCCAAAAUUUUCUGUGAUCAAAAUGACCAGAUGUUAGUGAAGAGGUUGAAAAAGAAGUUUGGUCAUGAUGCAAUUCUUGUUAUUGGUAAUUGGUCGGCUUCAAACUCAAAAUAUCACGAGCCAACCAGGAACAAAGAUCUCAUUCGAAUGCUGAAGAAAAACGGCUUCCAAGUAUUUAAUAUUGACGAAUAUAAAACUUCUUCAUGCUGCCCAACCUGUGAAAGUUCAUUAGAAACGUUUAAAACAGUCGCCAACCCUCGCCUCCAUAAGAGAGCAGCCAAAAUGCCAACUGAAAUUCCACGAAAGCUGUGGAAUCGAGAUGUGGCAGCUGUUUUAAACUUUCGAAAGGUCUUGAUGAGCUUGAGAGAGACAGGUAAAUGCCCUGAUGUUUUUAGCAGAAAAGAAGCAUCAAAACCAGAGUGA
Molecule: messenger RNA, 1083 nt
Organism: Cokeromyces recurvatus
Lineage: Eukaryota; Fungi; Mucoromycota; Mucoromycetes; Mucorales; Mucoraceae
Exons: 4
Coding region: 1-1083 (360 amino acids)
Source: RefSeq, a predicted model, not a curated record